GCCUUUGUUGAUGCCGUUGAGGGGGGAUUCUUCUUCUUCUUCGUCUUCUUCUUCUUCUUCUUCUUCUCCUGUGUCUACGUCUGAGGGUGAGAGAGGGAGUGGAAGUGGAAGUGGAAGGUGGGUGAGGGGUGCUGAGAGGCCUGGGGUUAGGAGGGCGAGGACGUCGCUUUGGGGGAGGUAGUUGAUUGUCUUUUCAUGGUGGGGAUUUUCUGUUCUUCUGGUGAUCUUGUCUUCUGGGGUUUGGGUGGACUUUAUGUGUUGUUUUGGCUUGAUCUGAUUUGCUUUGUUUAGUGUUUGCGAGCUGGUUGAUGGAGAGGGGUUGAAGAUGCAGUGGUUCUACAUAGUAGACACAGGCUGGUCAGACUGGCAUAGUAUGGACUUGUUUGCUUUGGUUGUCUUCUACCUUGACUAUGGAAUUAUCGAGCCCUAAUGAUGAGUUAUGCACGUUACCGUCUUCACGUUAAUGUGAUGGUCGAAGCGGGUUGUUAC
Molecule: messenger RNA, 489 nt
Organism: Aspergillus candidus
Lineage: Eukaryota; Fungi; Ascomycota; Eurotiomycetes; Eurotiales; Aspergillaceae
Exons: 1
Coding region: 11-181 (56 amino acids)
Source: RefSeq, a predicted model, not a curated record